UCUUAUUUUAUCUCACAGCUAAUUGCAUUCUCGCCUCGGUUACUUGGCGUUACAUAUAUUUCGGACAAUAAUACGAAACCACCGCAAGGUAUUCUCGAUUCAAUAAAACGUGUCACAUACGAGCAAAUAAUUGCGUAAUAAUGCUCAUUGUUCAAAAAGAGAUAGCGGUAAAACCGUCGCACAUAUAUACAAUAUACAUGUCCGUAUAACGCGCAUUGUUCGCCGUUUGUACGCAUACUUGGGCCGGAGCAUACGAAAGUUGUUGUAAUACCACUUUGCCAUUCACUCCCGCGCACCGGCUGUUUAACUUUCAUCAGUGGCCUGAUACCUUUGUAGUAUAUCAUCUGCAAGUAUUAGCAUCAAAUUGAAUCCACGUCGAUGUCUGGGACCCGCAGAAACUACGCGUGCUUGGUCUCAACCGCUGUGCUGUGUGUGCGCGUGAUAUACCGAAUCGCGCCCGCGGAACAUUUCCGCGCGCGCGUCCUGGUUCCCGCCCGCGAGCGAUUUUUUUCCCUUCCCCCCGUUCCAUAUUCAUCGAUCGUCGACUCUCGACUCGCGAAAACGUUCUUUCUCUUCUCGUCGAUCACGCUUCCUUUUUCUCGCUUUUUCGUCGAUUUUCAACCGACGCGACUGCCGUACGCGACGAUGCGGCGACGGCGACGACGACGGCGAUGUAAUGUCCUUAACAUCGAUUUCUCUCUCUCUCGCGGCGAACACUAAAAUAACUGACGUAGCUUCUCGCACACGGCACUACACACAGGACCUAUAUCCUCCCGCACGUCCCGCAGCAUAUUCCCGUUGUCUCAUUUUGAAUUUUCGUCGCUCGAUAUGCCGGAAAAGAUCGACGUCAAUAGGCACUCGCUCACGUACCUUUCACGUUUUUCCGCGCGCAUAUUCAUUUCUCUAUACCUCUUUUCCUUUUGCGAACGUUUCCGUCACCGGCGAAUAUGGGUCUUCCUCUCAUUACUCGUUCCAAGUGACACAUGCUUUACGCUGUCAAAGUUGAAGGACUUCGGCGAUAACGGCAUUCUCGCAGGGGGAUAAAAUAAGGCGAGAUAAGAUCAUUUCUAACGAAAAAAUCGUUUACCCCUUGGCUGGGUCUUUCAAUGGCGCGUCCACCUUUCGAUAGACGAGCGAGCAUGGCAGGGUGGGCUUUGUCCUUUGUCGGGAAAAGGACGAGUUCCCUGAGUGAAACUAAACGUCAGUGUGACGCGACAUUGCGAUUCGUGACGGCGCCGCGCGUAAAACUUCGAGACUGAAUUACGUCGCGGCUCAUUUAGCUUUCUCGGUGCACCUAUUGUCGUGGCACCGAACGGCCAGCCAGCCGACCGACCGACCGACCGACCGACCGAUGACGCGAACUUCGUCAAUUGGAAUAUUUAAAGCCCCAGUGCACGAAGAGAAAGAAGGACAGAGAGAGAGAGAGAGAGAAAGGGGCGAGCAUUAACUACCAACCGAGCUCGAAAGUAAUUUUGAGGCUUCCCUUGCAAUAUGCACGAGGGGAUACGGUCGUCUCUGUGCCUCUCGCGCGCUUUUGUACACUCGGCCCUCGGCUAUUCAUGAGUAGCCCUCGGUUCCCGAGUAAUCGUCCUAUAACGAACGACGUCCUUUCCUCCCCCGAAAGACUUAUAAGAGGGGAUAUUGACAUUCCGGCGAAAAUCGAUCGCCGUCCACUGAUAAAUCCCGACCCGCUGAUAUUUCGCCUCUUGUGACGCCCAUCCUAAUUUCGUGGCACUUCGCGAGCUUCGCGUGACGCGACCGAAAUUCGGAAUUAGACGAUCGUAUUUAACGAUGAGAGAGAGAGAGACCACGGUGGGAAUACACGCCUUGUUGUACGACAAGGAAAUUAACGUCAGUUAUUUCGGCCGAAUUCGAUCAGCGUCAGUUUCACGUUUAAUUUGGAGAAAAUUAUAAUGAGGAGAGGAGAAUCUCAAAUAAGAGUGUCGAAUAGGAUAUGUUUCGCGUUAGAACAACCGAGAUACUUUAAAUUUCAUAUUUGCCGAGGUUCAUUAAUUUGGUAUCUUAAGCUGCUCAGGACGCUAAGUCAAUAUUAUGUCAUAUAGCAAAUUUGCUUUUAACAGUCUACGACGGCGUACGACGACUGAAUUAAGUAGGUUCCAUUGAACGCGGAAAAUCAGAGAGAAAACCAAGUACAUCGGGCGCAGGAGGGUACGAAGACAGACAAAAAUAUCGUCGUGAAAGUUCCUUUGAUAAGCGCAUCUCGAAGGAGGCGCCGUAGCUCGCUGAAGUACGCUGAAGGGCAGUUAAUCCCGGGCGAGGUGAGAUUUUGACGGAUAAAACCGGCGGCUUCCGCGGAGUCCUAGGAACGGAGCAAUGACCAGCGAAAUGCGAGCCAGCGCAGCUUUUGGAUCUUCGUUUUCGAGAGGAAUAUCCGUGUAUUGUAGCCGAAUCCCCAUCGGCAGACGCCGAGCCAGGCACAUAACGAGAGCAUGAGUAGGAUAAGGGCGAAGGGAGACGCGUAUAUAUGCACGACGAACAUUUGUUCAUGUCACCCACGUCGUGAUUCCACCUCGUGUCGUUUCCUCAGCUUCUUCGGACGGCACAUAUCUUCGCGAAGAUCGAAGUGUCGCUCUCGCCAAGCCCGAAUUCGUUUGACGAGAUUUCGCUCGUCUCCAUACCUACGAAUCUUUUUUCCGGAUCGGCCGCUUCGUGGUCGAACAAAUUUCGCGAAAGGAAUGUUUUAUUGUUCUAUAUAAAUCCCCGUCAGCAGGUCAUCAAUAAUUUACGCGACAUUUUCCAUGCGCCCUUUGAAAAUAACUGAAAAUUUUGCGAAGAUGAUAUUCGCCAAAUCAUAUAGCCAAAUGGACACUGACGUGUAAAUGAUUUACUUCAGACAGCGCGAUAGCGAUGCAUAUCGAAAAAACGAUUACUAUUUCGUUUCUGUUCUUUUUUUCCCCGAUAAGCGUUUAAAGUUCCGUUAUUUUCAGCGGGGCAGCGAAAUUGGCGGUAAUUGUUUGAUCGAUAGUUCGCUGUACCAGCGUACGGGGAUGGUCAAAGGUGUUUCGAGUCCGAAAACGAAUAUUUUGAUGAGAAAAGGACUUCCCUUUGGGAGAGAGUUUACCGCGGACUUAAUGCCCGUUGCGAAAGAUGCCUCCGAAGAAGAAGAGAGAGAGCGCGCCGAAGAAAGAGGCUGUGCAAGAGUUGGAACAUUCUGAAUCGGAGCCAGAAGUCACGGAGACAGCCGAGCCGGAGCCUCCGAAACAGGUAUCCUUGCUUACUGGUGAACCCUAUGGACCUCGAAUUCGUCUUGUCAGCGAGAAAGCCGAGGAGGAGAGCUCGGACGACGAGCCGGAGUCCGAGAGCGAGGAAGAGGCCAGGUAUCUUCAGGAAGAUCACCCGGAAGUGCCUUCCGAAUUCUGGCACAUACAGAAGCUCAUCAAGUAUAUGAAAGCCGGCAACCAGACCGCCACUAUGGUAUCCUUGUGUUUACUGAAGGAUUACGAUCUCACCAAUAAGAUCAUACAGAAAGCUAUCCAAGAAAUGGGCGGUCUCGAAGUUCUAGUAAAUCUUCUCGAAACGAGUGACAUCAAAUGUCAGAACGGCUCGUUGUCGGUCCUACUGCAAAUUGCGACUUCCACGGAUAUGAAACGAUAUUUAAUCGACUUGGACAUCACGACGCCAUUGAUCCAAAUGCUGAAGCAUCCCGCUAGAGAUAUCCAGAUUUUGGCAGCCGAAACGAUGGCCAUUAUAGCUCGAGUCAGAAAGGCUAGAAAACAGAUCAGAAUUCGCGGUGGAAUACCGCUAAUACUGGAUGUAAUGGAUGUGCCGGACGAGGUUCUCCGCCGGUCGUACGACGAAUUGAGCGAGGCUAGCAAAGAACUCGUGGCCGUCGCUAUAGGCUGCGCCAAGGUCUUAGAUUCCUUGGGCAGUAGUCCGAAGGUCAAGGAGGAACUUCGCCAACACGGCGUCGUUCGUUUGAUGUCGCGUUUCCUGAGAUCGAAACACACUCAGCUGAUCGUACCCACGAUGGGCGUCGUACAGCAGUGCGCUGAUCUGAAUGUUUUCAGGGAGGCGUUUGAGCGAGUGGGCAUCAUCAACGAUUUGGUGCGACAUUUGAAGAACGACAACACGAAGUUGAAGGAGAACUCCGCCCUGGCCAUCUUCAAGUGCGCCUCGAAUCGGGAAACUCGAACGAUGGUGCGUCGAGCCGGUGGCCUGGAUCCACUUUGCAAACUCGUGCAGAGCGACGAGGUGCACGCCAACAAGCGUCUGCUAGCUGCUGUCACUGGCGGUAUUUGGAAAUGCGCCAUCAGUCCGGAGAACAUAAUGAGGUUCAAUCAGAACGACCUCGUAGCGUCGUUGGUGCCUCUGCUCGAGGAAAACGAGGACGAGCGGGUGUUGGCUAACGUCGUGGGCGCCCUUGCCGAGUGCUGUAAGGAUUCCGCUAACAGGGACGUCUUGAGGACUAACGAGGGUCUACCGAAACUGAUUAGAUUGUUGAGCGCCACGUACGAGCCAUUACUGGAGAACGUGCCGUUGGUGCUGAAAGAGUGCGCCGUCGAUGAGAGAUGCAUGGACAUUAUCAACGACCCGGAGCAUCGGCUGGACGGCGUGCGAUUAGUUUGGUCCCUGCUAAAGCACCCCAGCGAUGUCAUCAAGCGUAACGCCUGCCUCGCUCUGGUACCCUGCAUACGGCACUCCAAGGACUCGCCGGAAAUGGUGCGUGCCUUCGUGGGCGGCCUGGAGCUCACGGUCAGCCUCCUGGAGAGCAAAGACACGGAAGUGCUCAGCGCGGUCUGCGCGAUGAUCGCGGAGAUCGCUACCGAUCCUGAAAACCUGGGUAUCCUGACGGAUCACGGCGUCGUGAAAAAACUGGCUGCCCUCGUGGAAACUGACGAUGAGAACUUGCGCGCUAAUCUGACAUUGGCGAUAGCCUAUUGCUGCGAUUGGGAUCGGAACAGUUAUGAAUUCGGCAAACUGAACGCUGUCGCGCCGCUCGUUAAUUACAUGAUCAGCAAGAACAAGGACGUGUUGAAGGGUGUUUGCAUUGCCGUGUACCAUUUGAGCAAGGAGCCCUUAAAUUGCGUGACCAUGCACACCUGCGGCGUUAUCAAGCACGUAUUGCGUUUGGUGGGUUCGGACGAUCCAGAGGUGCAGAUUGCAGCUGCGUCCACUAUUCGUCAUAUAAGGAAGCUCGCGUUGACUGCAGAGAAAUUCCACUUCAACGAAAUGAGCUCAUUACAGGAAAUCGAUUUCCGUUUGUGAAUGAUGUCAGUUAUCAGCGGAAAAGAAAAAAAGAGGAAAAAAAGAGGAAGAAAAGAGGAA
Messenger RNA from Temnothorax curvispinosus, 5286 nucleotides. It is a transcript of the gene gudu, whose product is annotated as armadillo repeat-containing protein gudu. Bases 3109 to 5226 code for a protein of 705 amino acids. Gene Ontology annotation, molecular function: protein binding. The transcript has 13 exons. The record is from RefSeq and is a predicted model, not a curated record. NCBI's taxonomy places the organism in Eukaryota, Metazoa, Arthropoda, Insecta, Hymenoptera, Formicidae.